Molecule: messenger RNA, 1355 nt
Organism: Mollisia scopiformis
Lineage: Eukaryota; Fungi; Ascomycota; Leotiomycetes; Helotiales; Mollisiaceae
Exons: 1
Coding region: 420-1244 (274 amino acids)
Source: RefSeq, a predicted model, not a curated record
ACCCACAUCUCCAUCCUCGAAAGUCGUGACUCUAAUUCCGAAUUUCAAACUCUCCUCAAAGUGCAGCACUUUCCUUUCGUCGCGAUACGAUAAUUCAACCUUAAAACCCCUCAACCGAGAACCGUAUCCUACAUUUCCUCCUCGGUGGUGCUGUUAGUGAUGGUAGCCAUUUCGACGUUGAACUAGAUGUGUGAUGUUCUCUGAAGGAUUGCUUGCUUUGAAGUGUGUAGUUGAAGAAUUGUGACUGAAGAAUCAAGAAGACGGCGCCCGUCCGUUCUAGAAUUUGUACUCGUGUCGAGCUUGGAGGUCAGUCCAAGCUUCGAGAACAACAUCGUACAUUCUACCUCCCCAAUUAUUUAUCGGUAAAUAAAGCUAAACACCCAUCGUCCUGCAAUGUCGAUCUUGGAUUGAGGAAUCGAAUGUCGGAGCCGAGUUCAGAAAACCAACGAAAGAAAUCAAAAGACAGAUCAGAAAUCCAGAAAUCCAACUCACCAGCCAUCGAAACUGCGUACGAGCCCUAUAAAACACCCCUGCACCGUCAUCCCCUUCAAAACAUCCACACUCACCAAUCCCAUCCAAUCCACCACCACCUCAAAAGCCUCACCCAACCCACCGGUACCCCAAUCCCUCCUCCCUCCCUCCCUCCUAUCCUCACGCCUCAAAUCCCGACCCAGCACCCCGGGAUAUGGAAACCCCCCCCCCCCAGAUCCCCAUCCCUGCCCGCAGCCGUGAUAGCCGUUACGUUACGUUACGCUCCCUCCCCUCUUCCCUGUCCUGCCAUGCCGCAGCGACGACGACGCCACAACCGAGACGCCAACCGAGAACGCCUUCGGGGGGGCCACCGGUGGUAUUAUUUUUUCCUCGCCCCCCAGGAAUUUGGAUCUGCCAGCAAUUUUUUGAUGGGCUACUUACCGACUCUCUGGGUUUCGUUUCGUGGUGGCUUUGGAGAACUGCCCGGGAGAGGGAGAGAUCGACAGGGCGCCCGAGGGUUUGGUUUGGGGUUUGGCACUGACAGGUGGAUGGAGGGAUGGCAUGGCAAGGAUCGUCGGCUGUUUGCCUUGUAUGUGGGGAAUGGAAAAGGGGAUGAGAUCUACGGUUUUUUUUUGAGUUUUCGUUCGUUUGAAGGUCGAUCUUUGACUGGGACUAGGACUAGGACUGGGAUUGGGAUUUGCGGGUGUGUUGCAGAUAGGUGGAGAAUGGGGAGGGAUACUCGUUUGGAGACGAUUUGGUGGUGUUUAUUUUGACGUUCAUAUAAUAUAUAUGCUUCUCGCAUUCAAGUCACAUCGUUGGUCGCUUUCGCAUGCAAUCAAUCCGACAUUUCUCUCUCAUCGAAGCCAGGGUCUCUUUUCACGCAA